This is a messenger RNA of Gryllus bimaculatus (two-spotted cricket), 2382 nucleotides long. NCBI's taxonomy places the organism in Eukaryota, Metazoa, Arthropoda, Insecta, Orthoptera, Gryllidae. The record is from the annotation of a GenBank genome assembly.
CGCCGGCGUCUUUCUCCUCCAAAGCCGCCAGCGGGAACUCACAUUGACUUUGAGUCUUCUCGCUGCAACGAGUGGACCGAGUCUGGCAACUCAUUGAACGGCAGCGCAUUGAGCCUGGUAGAAAGAAAUGCAGGGUGUGGCCGCCAGUUUCCUGUUUCAGCGUUCGUAAAGUCUCCUCAAGUUCGAGGAAGGGAGAUCAGAUAUUUGAAAACACGGCCUCUUCCGAAGAUGGCAACAUGCUUCAGAGGGCUCUUGCGACAACGUGCUUCUAAAAACCGUCAGUGGCCAACCUUAACACUCACGCCCCACCUGAGUGAGCAUUCGCGGAAUCGGUGGGCGGAGUUUGGCCCUGAACACGACUGCAGCGCAUUGCGAGGUCGCCGCACGCAAGCAGAAUGGGGACCCUUGAAGAGAAGAAAGCCAGCUCUCGGGCUCUGGAGCUCAUCAAUUUAUUAUGUACUACAACGCGUUGUGGCUUGCUUUGCACUGGUGCAGAGGAUGUAGUUGAGGAGCGUACAUUGGUUGCGAUGAAGCAAUUAAUUUGUUUCAUUGUCGGAAUAUGUACAAAACUUUCUGUAAAAUAAUUUCUGUGCCUGCACUAGGCUAACGACAUACACAAGAUAUUCUCCCGAGUAAAUAAUGGUGAAAAAAUUACGUGUAAUUAAAAUAUUUUAUUGUUAAACAGUGUUGUUUAAACUUGUUUUCUAUUUAAAUGUACGUAAUACAUCUUGUUGAAUGCACACGUGUUGAUCGAGACAUUUUCUUCAGGGCCGUAAUUGGCGACGUAAGACUGAAAGAGAGGUAUUGCAGUAUGAGAUCGAAAGGGAGAAAUAAGAGGUAUUGCAUUAAUGCUAGAAGGUAUCUGUCAAACUGGACCUGAGGUUUUUAACCUAGAUUUCGGGAAGCAUUUUGACUCCUUGUAGUCGAGUAAAAACGUUCCAAGUGUUUUGACGUUGUAAAAAGUGAAUUAACAAUAUCAAAAUUGUUGCAGGAGAAUUGAAAAUUUGAUGUACUUACAUAAACGACGGGAAUGGCAGUUUCCAGAUUUGUUUUGCAGAUUAUAACAGCAAAUAUUAAAAAUCUUCCAUUCAGAGCUAUUAUAUGUUAAAAGCUGUUCUGAUUUUUAAAACUUCAUGGCACGUUGACAGAUGUCACCAGCAUCUAACAUAUAUAAAGCAUAACUGCAAGGAUAACAUACUUUUAUCAUGCAUCUUAAAGUAACAAAAUAAUUUAUCAUAUAUUGAAUUAAUAUUAAAAGAGUACAUUGCAGAUUAACAUGAUUAUUUAAAGCAGCUUCCAAAUCCAAUUCCAAAGUGGUAGUUUAUUUCCUCUCAUCAUAACUGACAUGCUUCCUCUCCUUACUUUUUCUUAAUAUAUUAUUUACCUCUUCUGCUAAUCUCAGAGAUAUGCAUUUUUUGGAAACUAGGAGGCAAAAAAAAUGCUAUCCAAACUUAUGUACUAUGCAUUUAACUAAAUCAGUAAUUGUAUAACCAAAACAAUAGUAUUGUGAAUGUUUUCCAUUUCUCUUAUUAAAGUAACCUUUCAGCUUAGGAAGAAGUUGUGUUUUAUUUCUCAUAAAGAUAUGUAAAUAAUUACACAAAAGUAAAUAUUUUCAAAUAUUUUGAGAAAGAUUUUCAUUACACAUGGAUUUCUUUAAAUGUUUUUGAAUGAACAAUUGGCGAAAACGAGUUUCAAUUUAUUUCAGUCAAGGUAGUAUUCAAGUCUUGUAGAAUCAUUCUAUUAAGAUAUUGGAACAAGACCUUUUUUUAAAUGUUGUUAAAUACUUUAUUUUAUAGUUGUUAAAGUUUUCGGGCUGUAGGUUUCUGAAUGCAGUACAACGAAGAAGCAAAGAAUAUUGUUUCGCAAAAUAAGCCUACCAAUUAGUAGUCAGAGUGCCUAUCCACGUAAAUUGGUUAUAAGAGUGGCUCCAUAAAACAUUUGCAAGUGCAAAAUAGAAUGGUAUACAGAAACCUGCAACAGCUCUGAAAAUAGGACUGAUGUAUUUGAUCUGUAAAUAUAUUUUUUGUGAAUCCAAUUUGGAGGUAAAUUUAUCCAAAUGAAAGACAUUUAGAAGGAAAUUUCAAAUGUUUAAUUGUAAAUGUGAUGGUAAUAUUGGUCCUAAUAUAUUCUACAUUUAGUGCAUUGUCAAAUUUAUUAAACUAUUAUAACAGUAAAACUAAAUGUAACUCCAAAUUAUUUGCAUCCUUUGUAAAAGAAAAGUCAGGGUCAGAACACUUCGUUCUCCUUUGCUAACAAUAUAAGCAUCAACGUCCUUACCAUCACCUAGUGUAGAUAUUUCCUAGUAUUCUUUACCCUUAAUAAAGUGGAGUGAAAUAGUAGUUUUGGACCCUUAAUGGGGACUCGUAUUUUCCUAUUUCCAUC